Molecule: messenger RNA, 528 nt
Organism: Drosophila erecta
Lineage: Eukaryota; Metazoa; Arthropoda; Insecta; Diptera; Drosophilidae
Exons: 2
Coding region: 1-528 (175 amino acids)
Source: RefSeq, a predicted model, not a curated record
AUGGCGAAAAGGGUCGGCUUUUGCAUUUUGUUCACUUUACUGUGGCCCAUACUCAUAAAUGGACGAUUUCAUUUGAAAAACGUGGUCUGUGAGUCCUUGGACACUUCGUAUUCGGACUUUAAACAGUGCGAAAUGAAGGUCAUUAGACGGGGCGUGUCUGCCUUUUAUAUGGUCUGGAAGAUUUAUUCGGUGCCAAUUGCCAAUGUCGAUGUGAACUUGUCUCUCUUCAAAAGAUCGAACGGAUACCGCCCCUUUCUGUUCAAUCAGAGCCUGGAUUAUUGCUACUAUAUGCGCAAUCCUCUGGCUUAUCCAUUAAUUAACAUGGUACACGGGUCAUUUUUAGCUACAUCAAAUAUAAAUCAUUCCUGCCCUUAUGACCAUGACAUGAUCAUUAAAGAUUUGUUCUACCAAGAGAACGCUCUUCAGGAUCUGCCCGUACCCAAUGGUGAUUAUAUGAUACAAAUAAAAGUGGCGAUGGAUAAGAAGUAUCGUGCUUGUUUUAAGGUUCAUGUAAGCAAAAUUGACUAA